Molecule: messenger RNA, 1002 nt
Organism: Rotaria sordida
Lineage: Eukaryota; Metazoa; Rotifera; Eurotatoria; Philodinida; Philodinidae
Source: the annotation of a GenBank genome assembly
AUGAAUUCUAAACGACGACCAGUACCAUUAGAAGUAACUAAUUGGAUGGAUAAAGAUUUAACAUUAAGAAAAAUAACAGCUAAUUCACGUUUAUUAACAAAUGAUACAAGACAAAAUAUUGUAUUAAGUCGACAAUUUUUUUCAAAUUUAUUAACAUUAUCAUAUGCACGUUAUCGAAAAAUAGCAGAACAUGAUUUUGAUAAAAAAUUAUUUAUUAGAAAUCUACACAAUAAAUUUGAAUCAUCCCCGGGUUUUCGUCCAUAUUUGGAUCAAUUAACAACGGGUAGUACGAAUAGAAAUACAUCAUCUCGAAUACAAUCAAAUAGAAAAACUGGGAAUCCAUUAUUAUGUCCAUCAGCUCAAUCGUUUCUUUCUCGUUCGGAAACAAAAUCUGAUCCAACAUUUUUUCGAAGACAACAAUCAUCAUUUCGCCAAACUAGAACAGCUCAACCGAUGAGAGCUGAACCAACAACACCUCUACCUGAUAUAGUACACGUUACAAAUUCUGCAACAUCCACUAAUCGACGAACUCCAACUCGACAACAAAUGUCACGUGAAAGACUUAAUCGUUUAGCUCAACCAAAAGGUUAUCGUCCUAAAUCAACGAAUAAUAAUGAUAAUAAUAAUCAUGUUCGUGCAAAUAUAAUUGAAGAAACGACAACAUCAGAAGAUGUUUUUGGUAAAAUUGAGAAUGAAACAGAAUUCACAUCAGAACAAAUACAACCUAUAUUACCAGCGAAACCUAAAAGUGCAGCUGAUGAUCAACGUUUUCAUCAUUUAGUUGGUGUUUUUACUGAAAUAUAUGACGCUCAAAAAUCAAAUUUACAAACAGUUAAAAAUAUUGUACGAGCUAAUACAUCAUUACAAGAUGAAAAUGGACAAUGGAAAGCAGAACGUCGUUCAGCAAUUAGUCGUCAAGCUGAACUUGAUCAUAAUCGUCAAAUGCUUGCUGAUAAACUUCACAGUAAACUAGAUGUGUUUUUAAUUGAUGUUGGAGCAUAA